Colletotrichum destructivum is the source of this 895-nucleotide messenger RNA. Its product is annotated as Putative isochorismatase. Bases 138 to 725 code for a protein of 195 amino acids. NCBI's taxonomy places the organism in Eukaryota, Fungi, Ascomycota, Sordariomycetes, Glomerellales, Glomerellaceae. The transcript is spliced from 2 exons. The record is from RefSeq and is a predicted model, not a curated record.
ACACACUAGUACCGUAAAUCAUCUCACUCACUCACUCACUCACUCUCAUCUCAUCCUCAACCGCACCCAAGUCGAACAAUUAGUUCCUUCAAAGUGAUCAACUCACAAAAAAAAAGAAACCCCCCAACCCACCAGCCAUGUCGUCAGCGACCUCGUUCCGCCAGAUCAUCGGCGCCCCCGCCUCGACGGCCUCGCCCACCGACAGCACCCUCGUCAUCAUCGACGCCCAGAACGAGUACGCCGAAGGCAAGCUCGCCGUCGCCGACGUCGCCUCCUCGCGCCGCGCCAUCGCCGACCUCCUCGACCGGUACCGCAGCGCCGGCGGCGGCGUCGUCCACGUCGUCCACGACACCCCCGCCGGCGCGCCCGUCUUCACGCCCGACACGCGGCUGGCGGCCGAGUUCGACGAGCUCGCGCCCCGCGACGGCGAGAAGGUCGUCCACAAGAACUUCCCCGGUUCCUUUGCGGGCACCGACCUGCAGGCGCACCUGGAGGGCCUGGGCGAGAAGGGGAAGAAGCUCGUGCUGACGGGGUACAUGGCUCACGUUUGCGUGUCUACCACGGCGAGACAGGCCGCCCAGCGCGGAUUCGACGUGCUCGUAGCCGAGGACGCCGUCGGGGAUCGAGACAUCCCCGGCGUCGACGCCGCGCAGCUCACGCGGGUGGCGCUGAGUGAGAUUGGCGAUGCAUUCGGUACUAUUGUGCAGAGCAAGGACAUCGUAUAAGGGGCCCAUGUAAGAGAAGAGAUGGCAUAAUUCAUGUCACUUGAACGUCAUGGUCUUGAUAUCCACCGUUGCCGUUUGGGGGGUGGGACAUGAGCUCUCUCAUGUGAGAUGCCUUCUUUCACGAGGCAAUUCAUGGCAUAGUUUCAGGCUUGCUCAAUAAUUACAGCCAC